AUGGCUCGUUAUUUCAAGGAACAAGAUAUUGAUGAGUUCCGAGAAUGUUUCUACCUGUUUGCUAGAUCGGGGCAGAUCACCUCACUUGAUGAACUAACUGUGGUAAUGAGGUCUUUGGGUAUGAGUCCUACUAUUCAAGAGUUAACAGGGUACCUAAAAGGAAAGGGUGGUAAAAUGUCCUUCGCAGACUUCUUAGAAGUGAUGCAUAUACAUUCCAGAGCUGAAAACUUGCCGCAUGAAGUAGUCAAUGCGUUUAAGGCUGCAGAUAAUGAUAAAAGGGGCACCAUACCAGCUAAGCAGCUUCGUACCUUGUUACAGAAUUGGGGCGAAGGCCUAUCAAGUCGAGAGGUCGAUAACAUAUUUCGGGAGGCCAACGUAUCAAAUAACGGUUCAGUUCGGUACGAGGACUUCGUUAAGAUCGCUUGUGCCCCAGUACCAGAUUAUUACUAA
Leptosia nina is the source of this 450-nucleotide messenger RNA. The record is from the annotation of a GenBank genome assembly. Lineage: Eukaryota; Metazoa; Arthropoda; Insecta; Lepidoptera; Pieridae.